CCACCCGCGUCAGAUUACUCAGAGAGAGAGAGAGAGAGAGAGCGAGAGAGAGAGAGAUUUUCAAUUCCAAAAAGAAGACACAAGGCUCACACUAGCUGCUCGCACAUAACUGAAAGGUGCAAACUUGUGAAAAAGAAGAAGAAAAGUGGCUUUAAUCAUGGAAGGGAUAAAGUUCGGACCCGUGUGGCUUGAGUGCACCUUGCUGCUUCUCUGCGCUUUCCAACUGUGCCAGGCGUCAGUGACGGUCAAUGUGGCUCCAAAAGUGGAGGUGUUGAAAGACAUGACAGCCACGCUGCCAUGCACGUACACCGUGUCACCGUCGUCCAGCAACACCCUUGUAGAGUGGCACAUCGAGAUGCAGGGAAACAGGAAGCGCGUGGCUUACCGCACGCAGGACGGUGAAUCUAAAAGCGACAAGGGCACCCCACUGAGCGGCCGCGUCAGCAUUGGCGACGACUUCAGCUUGACCAUCACAUCGGUCCAGCCCACCGAUGGCCUUGUCUUCUUCUGUUCAGUCACUGCCGGACCCGCUGGCAAUGGAGAAGCCUCCACAAUGCUCAAAGUCUUCUUUCCUCCAGAGAAGCCCACCCUCACACAGGCAUCUACCCAAGCCAUUUCUGUGGGACAGUCAAGCAGCUCAGAGAUUGGUACAUGUGUGACAAUGAAUGGACACCCGCAACCAAGGAUCAUCUGGUUUAAAGAUGGUCAGCCCCUUGCCGAGGUCAAGGACAGGAAAGAAAAGACCUUCAUGGUGCCCUCUCUGGUGAAGGAAGCAUCAGGCUUGUUCACAAUCAAGAGCACUCUGUACAUGCAACCCACCAAAGCCGACAAGGACUCGGUGUUCCAGUGCACAGUCGAGUACAGCCUGCCAGGAGACCAGAUCUUGCAAAAGAAGUCUGACACGAUCAACCUUAACCUGAACUACCCCUCGGAGACAGCGACGUUUACCCUGCUCAACAAAGGCGGUAUCAAAGAAGGCGACGAAGUCACUAUGAAGUGCGAGACCGAUGGAAACCCACAGCCCGAGUUUGACUUCACCAAAGAUGGCAAGCCCAUCAACGGCCAAGGUGGCCUAUUAAUAUUGAAAUCUGCCAAGCGCACUGAUGCUGGUCUUUACACAUGCAAGGCCAUUGAUUUCGACAACCUCGAUGCCGAACUGACGGGCGAUGUUACUCUCACUGUGAACUACAUUGAUCCAAUGAGUGUGACUCCGGUGAAGCCUCAGGUUGUCAUGUUUGGAGACAGUGUGGAGUGGCAAUGCAAGACUAAAGCUUCUGCCCCACAUACAGUGCAAUGGAAAAAGGGUUCAGAGGUUCUCUCUCAGGAUGGGACCCUGUCGAUAACAGCUGACACCUACGAAAAAGACGGAGAGUACAUGUGUGUCGGUGCCGUGCCGUCUGUGCCAGGACUGACAGGCCAGGCUAGCGCUGUCCUCACUAUCAAAGGGAAACCUAUGAUCGAGACACCAGUUGGUGGUGAGGUGUCCAAGGAAGGAGAUUCAGUAUCCCUGAGGUGCUCCGCCUACGGUUCACCCGCACCUCAGUUUACCUGGAAGCCCUCAGGAAAACAGUCAGUGACAGUGGAGGGCAACAAGGUGGUGAGCACCAUCAUCAUGCCGGCCACUGCGGCCAUAAUGAAGGAUGGCGUGACCUGCGAGGUGGCCAAUGAACACGGCACAGAUAGCAAGACUUUCACCGUAUCGCUCAAAAGAGCUAAUGAAAACUCCGCCAACAGAGUGCUGCUCUCUGGAAACCCUAUGCUUGAGUCAGCUGACCAGCAGCAGGGCGGUUCCAGUGGAGUUGUGAUAGCUGUGGUGGUGUGCGUGCUGCUGCUCCUACUGCUGGUGGCCCUUAUUUACUUCCUGAACAAGAGGAGCAAGCUUCCCUGUGGCAAGAAAGACAAGAAGGAAGUGGCCAACAGAGAUGUAAACAAUGACAUUGUAGUGGAGAUGAAGACGGACAAGGCCAAUGAAGAGGCUGGUCUUCUCAACAAGAGACCGCCCGCAGAACAGUGAUGGAAGAAAAUCGGCAGAGGGACCAAGGGAAGAGCGCUCGCUCGGCAGUUAUGAAGAAAAAAACAGGACUGAUUUGUAUUUUACUAUGCUUUGAAAAGAGGUGUGAGGUGAGGUGGGCCAAACCCCUACCCGUAAGUGCUACAUCACUGAAAGACGCUUUUAACAACUUAUUACUUCUUUGGGAUUUGACUUCCUGGCAGAGUACUGCAAAAGUGUGCCUCAAAAACAGAUGAUUUGAAAGAAAAAGAAAUUCGAAUUAAUCCCAAAUUAAAAAUCAUUAUGCCCCUUUGACCUUGUGCAUUCAAGUUUCACACUACGACUCUGCUUUGGUGUCUGCACUUAAAUCCAAUCAUUUUCUUAUGUGUGUGAAAUUUGGGGACGCUUGUUUUUUCCCACCUGUCUGCUUUUAAAUCCAGCACCCCAUGUUACAUUUCGGCAUCUUGUAUACAGUAUGUACGCUAGACUGUAUGGUCUAAGGUAUUAGAACAACUGACUGAGGCUGGAUUCACACUAUGUAUUCCAGUGCCCAAUUCUGAUUUGAUGCGAUUUCCAAUAUUUUUGGACUGUCUGACUCCACUUACAUUUCAGACAGACAUAAAAAAAAAAAAAAAUUCCUGUAACUGAAUUAAGUCAAUAAUUAAUAAUUCAAAUGUGAAACUUUCAGCAUGUACUUGCUGACUCAUUUCACUAUUGAUUCAAAAGAAGGUUGUAACCUUGACAUCACUCUCCUGAUCGCCACCUGCAAUUUUUUUUUUUUUUUUUUUUUUUUUAGUGUGGACACACCGUUAAUAUAGCAUUUUUUUUAAGACUAUAUUUUUAUGUCUAGUCUAUUGGUGUACUUUAGAUUUUCAGCGGGGCUUUAUUUAUUUAUUUUUUUUGGUAGUAUUUGGUCAGACACGGGUGUGUGCAUACGUGACUGAUCCGUGUAUUUCGAUGACAUCAAUUACAUUGGCAGAUAAUCCGUAUGCAUCAUUUUUUAAAAAUCCAUAUGACCAUAACAAGAAGAGCUCUAAUUUCAGGAUGAAUAUUUUAAAUUGUCAUAAAAGUGCCACUUGAGAACAAAAAAUCUGAAUUCUGUCACUUGAAUCGUGCAGUGUAAAUCCAGUCUAAACUUGUAAGAAAAUGUCGUGUUUUUUUUUUUUUUUUUUUUUUUUUUUUUUGUGUAGCAUGGAUUGUGUUAGGAAGACGCUUUACAAAGGGGUGGGUAUUAAAUUAGAGGUUGUGUUCAAACCACAAGAUUCCAGGCCAAAUCUAACUUUAAAAUCAAACUGGAUGAUGGGAUCAGUCAAAAUUUGCACCCAAAUGUUUAACAAAGACGCAACAUUUUGGAAUUGUUUGUCCUUGUAUGAUUGGAUCCAAUUUGACAGCAUGUAGACAAUGAUCUCUAGGGCAGGUUUGUCUUCAAGACUUUGGAAAAUAGCCACUAGACACCAAAAUGUAGGACUUUCCUUUCUUCUUCUGGCCUUUCUUACAGGGAAGUAUUUGUAGAUUACCUUUUAAACUGGCUUCCAAGAAAACCACAUCAAAACGAUCAUUUAUUUGGCAUAGAAUUCUCAUGGGAGAUCCCUCUAGAUUUUUUGUAGAAUGAUUCCUCACUAUUAUUUUACUAUAUUUAUUUUUUCCGGGGGUCAAGGGCCAGGUGAGCCAUUUGCAGCACACAAGCAGCACAUUUAUAGAUGUAUAAUUUAGGUACGUCCAUUUUACCCUCUUUUUUUAAAACUGUAAAUCCAAAACUGAUCACUGAAGGGUCUGAGCUGUGGCCAUUAUCUUAGCAGGAUCAAAUAAUUUAAAAGCCCAAUUUUAGUCAAUAAGAGGUGAAAUUGCAGGUGUGAAAGGGUGGAUGAUGUUGGGGACAAUCAUGGAUCACUUGAGCAGUGGUUUGAGGUGCUUAGGCCCGUCAGUUUGAUGAAGGGAAAGGGUGAAAUGUCUUUUUUUUUUUUUACCUGUUUACCAUUUACUAUAAAAUG
Messenger RNA from Corythoichthys intestinalis (scribbled pipefish), 3981 nucleotides. It is a transcript of the gene bcam, whose product is annotated as basal cell adhesion molecule (Lutheran blood group). The record is from RefSeq and is a predicted model, not a curated record. The coding region runs from base 158 to 2014 and encodes 618 amino acids. Lineage: Eukaryota; Metazoa; Chordata; Actinopteri; Syngnathiformes; Syngnathidae. The transcript has 17 exons.